GGGAACCACCAUUGAUUUAAAAAAGGGAGGUAUGUUUGUUUUGAUAACAAGAAUACUGUGAUCCCAUAAUUGAUGGAGAAGAAAAAUGUGAUAUCUGAACACAAAAACAUCCAGAGUAUUUCCACCUAUUUCAAACUAAAUUCAAAGAAACAUCAUGAAAUUUCGAGGACCAUCUUGGCGGAUAAAAAUGAAAAUAUGCAAUCGUUACAAACUAAAAGAAUGGUCACAAUUAACAAUAACCCGGUUGGGCAGAACGAAUUUCAAAAUGUACAGAAAACAGCGGUCUCAGAAAAACAAGUUUCUUUUGGAAAUUUAGCGGGCGCGCCAACGAAUCUAAGUUGUCUAUUUGGAGGAGCAUUCUAUGGAGGGAUAUUUACCAUUAACAUGUCAAACUUACCGUCGUUGUCACCGUCGCCUCAAACAACCAAACGUCGUCGUAAUGUUAUAGAGAGUGACAGUUCCCAGGGAUAAUAACUCAGUCAAGUCUACCAUUGAACUUGUGUCGAUGUAACUUUGAAAUUUAC
Messenger RNA from Mytilus trossulus (common blue mussel), 524 nucleotides. RefSeq lists its product as uncharacterized. The transcript is spliced from 2 exons. NCBI's taxonomy places the organism in Eukaryota, Metazoa, Mollusca, Bivalvia, Mytilida, Mytilidae. The coding region runs from base 73 to 471 and encodes 132 amino acids. The record is from RefSeq and is a predicted model, not a curated record.